Messenger RNA from Neopsephotus bourkii (Bourke's parrot), 3849 nucleotides. It is a transcript of the gene TRIM71, whose product is annotated as tripartite motif containing 71. The record is from RefSeq and is a predicted model, not a curated record. The coding region runs from base 72 to 2693 and encodes 873 amino acids. Gene Ontology annotation, biological process: protein polyubiquitination; proteasome-mediated ubiquitin-dependent protein catabolic process. The transcript has 4 exons. Lineage: Eukaryota; Metazoa; Chordata; Aves; Psittaciformes; Psittacidae. Gene Ontology annotation, molecular function: protein binding; zinc ion binding; ubiquitin protein ligase activity.
UCUUUCUUAUUUUGGUGAGGGGGAGAAGAUAACAUUUUUAACCCCCCAUCGAGGAGUCAGGCCCAUCGCAAAUGGCUUCGUUUCCCGAGUCCGACUUCCAGAUCUGCCCACUGUGCAAGGAGAUGUGCGGCUCGCCGGCUCCCCUUUCCUCCAACUCCUCUACCUCCUCGUCCUCCUCGCAGACCUCCGGCUCCUCCGGGGGCGGCGGCGGCGGCUCCUCCUGCGGGGGCCCGCCGCGGAGGCUCCACGUCCUGCCCUGCCUGCACGCCUUCUGCCGCCAGUGCCUGGAGGCGCAGCGGCACCCCGGGGCGGGGGACGCGCUCAAGCUGCGCUGCCCCAUCUGCGACCAGAAGGUGGUGAUCUCGGAGCCCUCGGGUAUGGACGCGCUGCCCUCCUCCAACUUCCUCCUCAGCAACCUGCUGGACGUCGUCGUCGUGGCCGCCGCUGCCGACGAGCAGAAGAACGGCCGCGCCGCCGGGGCCGGAACCACCCCAGGCUCCGGCGCGGGAGGGGGAAGCGGCGGCAACAACCGCCACCACGGCCGCCCUCCGCCGCCUCCCCGCGCCGCCGGCUCCUCGCCCGCCGCUGCCUCGGCUGCGCCUUCCUCGACAUCGUCGUCGUCGUCCUCGGGCGGCGGCGGCGGCUCGGCGGCGCUUCUGCUGCGGAGGCCCCACAGCCGGCAGGGCGAGCCCCGCUGUAGCUCCUGUGACGAGGGCAACGCUGCCAGCUCCCGCUGCCUCGACUGCCAGGAGCACCUGUGCGACAACUGCGUGCGGGCGCACCAGCGCGUCCGACUCACCAAAGACCACUUCAUCGAACGCUUCGCCGCCGGCCCCGCCGCGCCGAUCGCCCUCAACCCGUCCUACCCUGCCUCGCCCUACAACAUCCUCUCGGUGUUCCCCGACCGGGCCAGCUACUGCCAGCAGCACGACGACGAGGUACUGCAUUUCUACUGUGAUACCUGUUCUGUCCCCAUAUGUCGGGAAUGUACCAUGGGACGACAUGUGGGUCACAGCUUUAUCUACCUCCAAGAUGCCCUACAGGAUUCCAGGACUCUCACCAUUCAGCUUCUGGCAGAUGCUCAGCAAGGACGACAGGCUAUUCAACUGAGUAUUGAACAGGCCCAGGCUGUGGCAGAGCAGGUUGAGAUGAAAGCGAAGGUGGUACAGUCUGAAGUCAAAGUAGUGACUACUAGACAUAAGAAGGCCUUGGAAGAGCGAGAGUGUGAACUGCUCUGGAAGGUGGAAAAGAUUCGUCAAGUCAAGGCUAAGUCACUCUACUUGCAAGUUGAGAAGUUACGUCAGAACCUAAAUAAGUUGGACAACACCAUUAGUGCUGUUCAGCAGGUCCUGGAGGAAGGCCGUACCAUGGAUAUUCUCCUGGCUCGGGACCGCAUGCUGGCUCAGGUACAGGAACUGAAGAAUGUGAGAGGCCUUCUCCCGCCACAGGAAGAUGACAGGAUCAUGUUCACUCCCCCUGACCAGGCAUUGUAUAUGGCCAUUAAAUCAAUGGGAUUUGUCAGCAGCGGGGCUUUUGCUCCUCUGACCAAAGCCACUGGGGAAGGCCUCAAGCGUGCACUGCAGGGCAAAGUGGCCUCUUUCACAGUGAUAGGCUACGACCACGAUGGUGAGCCUCGCCUCUCAGGAGGUGACAUGAUCUCUGUGGUGGUGAUGGGCCCAGAUGGAAACCUCUUUGGGGCAGAUGUCAGUGACCAGCAGAAUGGAACCUACUUGGUCAGCUACCGUCCACAGCUGGAGGGGGAGCACCUGGUGUCUGUGAUGAUGUGCAACCAACACAUUGAGAGCAGCCCUUUCAAAGUAGUGGUGAAAUCUGGGCGCAGCUACAUUGGCAUCGGACUGCCGGGGCUCUCCUUUGGCAGCGAGGGAGACAGUGAUGGCAAGCUCUGCCGCCCCUGGGGGGUUAGCGUAGACAAAGAAGGCUACAUCAUUGUUGCCGACCGCAGUAAUAACCGUGUCCAAGUAUUCAAACCAUGUGGGACCUUCCACCACAAGUUUGGCACACUGGGCUCCCGGCCAGGCCAGUUCGAUCGCCCUGCCGGUGUGGCCUGCGACAUCUCGCGUCGCAUCAUUGUAGCUGACAAGGACAAUCAUCGCAUCCAGAUCUUCACGUUCGAGGGGCAGUUCAUUCUGAAGUUUGGGGAAAAAGGAACAAAGAAUGGGCAAUUCAAUUACCCAUGGGAUGUGGCUGUCAACACAGAGGGCAAGAUCCUUGUUUCUGAUACAAGGAACCAUCGUGUUCAGCUGUUCGGGCCAGAUGGUGUGUUUCUGAACAAGUAUGGCUUUGAAGGGGCACUCUGGAAGCACUUUGAUUCCCCCAGAGGUGUGACUUUCAAUCACGAGGGCCACUUGGUAGUGACGGACUUCAACAACCAUCGCCUUCUGGUCAUCCAUCCAGAUUGCCAGUCAGCACGCUUCCUGGGCUCGGAGGGCACUGGGAAUGGCCAGUUUCUGCGCCCACAGGGAGUGGCAGUGGAUCAAGAGGGGCGCAUCAUCGUGGCUGACUCCAGGAACCACCGGGUGCAGAUAUUUGAGUCAAAUGGCAGCUUUUUAUGCAAGUUUGGUACUCAGGGAAGUGGCUUUGGUCAGAUGGACCGUCCUUCAGGUAUAGCUGUCACCCCUGAUGGCAUGAUUGUUGUGGUCGAUUUUGGAAACAAUCGAAUUCUCAUCUUCUAAUCGGUGUUUGAAUUAGGAAGAAACUGUCUCAGGGAUAUUCUUCUAAGAGAAAAUGAAAAGAAAUACAACAUUAAUUCAAACCUACCUCAUCUUUAAUUUUUUUUACAGAUGAAUGUACUUACCUUUUGUGCAGGGAGUGAGUCUGUAAAGUUUAAAUUCUAUCUACCUCAUUGUCCUCCCUUCCCUCCCUGGUUUCUUGCCCUUGUCCCCAUCCCCACACACUCACAGUUCAGAACAUUUUACCUCUUUUUUUCAACCCCCAAUGGGGUUUCAUGCACAAACAAGUGUUGCUGUGCACAUUAGGUGGUUUGUGUGGUGAGUUCUGUAAACGAAGCCAAAAAAGGCUCUAUGUAACUUUUUUAAUGGAGAAAAUGGUAGUAGGUGUUUGUGGAGAAUUUGUGUUCUUGACCAUAUUGCAGUUCUUUGGGGGGGGAUUUGGGAGGGGGGACUUUUGUUUUGUUUGAUUGCUGCUGCAGCAGAGAACUUCAUCCUGUUCUCCUUUUUAUACCUCAGUGUGGUUGAUUUAUCAGUGAGCACAGCAUCUUGCUCCCAGAUGACUUGGAACAUUUUGUGACAGUGAGUGGGAUUCACUCACUGGGAAGAGCAAGUUUGUGUUAUUACUGGUUUUUGGCGUUUGUGUAUUUUUUUUCUGAAACACAGUAAUCUGACAGCACAAAUUGAAGCUGAUGAAAAUGCACAAGAAUUCCUUAAGUUUAAAACCAGAUUAUUCAUUUUAAUGGUUUGGUGCGGUUGUUGUGAAGUUUAGGAGAAAAGCAAGGCUUCCUUUAAUGCACCCCAUCUUUUUUUUUUUUUUUUUACCCUUUUUACCUGAAAGCUUAAGCGAGUUUAAAAGUUACUGUUUAUUUUAUCAUUGCACCUAAUCUGGGUAGCAGAAGAGGAUGCAAGGAGCAUUGAAGCAGGGAAAAUCAAACCAUUUUGAUUUAAUUUCUUGUUAAAUGACUAGCUUUAUUUUUUUUUUUUUUACCCCUCCCUAUAGAAAGACUUUAAGAGAAUAAUGUUUGAAUUUGCUAGAACAGAAGUGGUACCUUUUUCCAAAAGUAAGAAAUAAGCGUAGCUUUGGAGAUUCAGGGUGUGUUUUGGAGAAGUCAGCAAGUUUUUUGUGUGUGUUUAAAGAGAAUUGCAGUAACUGUCAGUG